Molecule: messenger RNA, 3858 nt
Organism: Tachysurus fulvidraco (yellow catfish)
Lineage: Eukaryota; Metazoa; Chordata; Actinopteri; Siluriformes; Bagridae
Gene: baiap2a
Product: BAR/IMD domain containing adaptor protein 2a
Exons: 15
Coding region: 63-1658 (531 amino acids)
Biological process (GO): actin filament bundle assembly; actin crosslink formation; plasma membrane organization
Cellular component (GO): cytosol; nucleoplasm
Molecular function (GO): protein binding; cytoskeletal adaptor activity
Source: RefSeq, a predicted model, not a curated record
UGCGUCUAGGAGGAGAAACAAAUCCCAAUUUCGGAUAACCAUUUCCUUAGAAGAGAGUGUUUAUGGUUUGGACUGAAGAUAUCAGCAUGUCUCGUACCGACGAGGUCCACCGCGUUACAGAGAAUGUCUACAAGACCAUCAUGGAGCAGUUCAACCCCUGCUUGCGGAACUUUGUUGCCAUGGGGAAGAACUACGAGAAAUCUCUCUCCACUGUGACAUUUGCAGCCAAGGGCUACUUUGAUGCACUGGUGAGGAUGGGCGAGCUGGCCAGUGAGAGCCAGGGAUCCAAAGACCUCGGGGACGUGCUCUUUCAGAUGGCCGAGGUCCACCGGCAGAUCCAAGUGCAGCUAGAGGAAAUGCUGAAGUGCUUCCACACUGAGCUGCUUUCAGAGCUGGAGAAGAAAGUGGACCUGGAUGCCAGAUACCUGACUGCGGCACUGAAGAAGUACCAGAUGGAGCACAAGAGCAAAGGCGAAAGCCUGGAAAAAUGUCAGGCUGAGCUGAAGAAACUGCGUAGGAAGAGCCAGGGCAGCAAGAACCCAUCCAAAUACAACGACAAGGAGCUGCAGUAUGUGGAGACCAUCAACACUAAGCAGGGCGAGCUGGACAACUUCAUCGCAGAGGGCUACAAAACUGCUCUGUCAGAGGAGCGCAGGAGAUACUGCUUCCUGGUUGACCGCCAGUGCGCUGUGGCCAAGAACAGCAGUGCCUACCAUGGCAAGGGCAAGGAUCUGCUCACCCAGAAGAUCCCGGUGUGGCAGCAAUCCUGCUCUGAUCCUAACAAGCUCCCGGAGAGGGCCAUGUUGCUGGUCCAGCAGAUGAUGUCUGGCUCGAACCCCCUUCUCUCCAGCCCACUGCAUUCCUCUAAGGGCAAUCUGGUCAUCUCGGACCCGAUCCCUGGUGCUCAGCCCCUGCCUGUGCCCCCUGAGCUGGCUGCCCUCAUGGGCCACCCAGGGAGGCUGAUGGGUCCUGAUGGUAUGUCUCUGGUCAAUGGUACAACAGGAAUGCAAGGGGAGGAGUACUGGGCUGAAGGGGGUGUGUCUCAGGGAAGACCCGCCUCCCCACAGCCUCAGUCUCAGAGUCAGCCACAGAGGCAGGUCAGCGAGGUUUACUCCAACACCCUGCCUGUCCGCAGACCCCAGCCCGCUAAGAGCAAGGCCACCGUGGGAGAGACACGGACUCUGCCCAGGUCCAGCUCCAUGGCAGCAGGACUGGAGAAGAACGGGCGUUCACGUGUGCAGGCCAUCUUCUCUCAUGCUGCUGGUGACAACAGCACACUGCUCAGCUUUACCGAGGGUGACAUUAUUACACUGCUGGUGCCCGAGGCUCGGGAUGGUUGGCAUUAUGGAGAGAACGAGAAGAACAAGAUGAGAGGCUGGUUCCCUUUUUCUUACACACGAGUGUUACCCGAAAGCGACAGUGACAAGCUGCGAGUUAAUCUACAUCACGGGAAGAGCAGCAGCACGGGGAACCUGCUGGAGAGAGACGACACGUCUCUGCCCAUGCCUGACUACGGUCUGACCGCCCGUCUGUUGGCUCAGAGCCUCACACAGAAUCGCCCUCGUCCCUACAGCAUGGCUGGCUUCACACAGCCAGCGAUUGAGGAUUAUGACAGUCGUUUUGCCACAAGUUUGGGUCCUGAAUUGUCCCGGUUCUGAGUGUACAGGACCUCCUGACCACGCCCUGGAGGUCUACCUCAGAUCAAGCCUGAUGGAUGGCCACACAGCUCAACUCUUCUACUAACAUGGCCUGUUUACAGGCCUGCUCUCUACCACCUGAAAUAAUACACAGAGCCACAUGCUUAAGACUCUAUAGGGCAACUGGGGAUAAAGCCCUGGAUCCAUAGCUCGGGGUACUAGGAAUUAAACAGGUGUUUCAUAUAGCUUUCUAAACAUUGCUGUAUAGUUCUACGGAAAUGGCAGCUUCAGUCUGAGCUGCUCUGAAGAGAAAUUAGCUGUGUAUGUGGGAAAGGGUUAUAGAUCAGCGAUAACGAUCCCAUUAUGGUUAUAUAUAGUUAUUCAUGUUGGUUAAGGGUUUUGAUACAAAGUUAAGAAAUAUUUCACAAAAAAAAAGCUAGCUACAUCAAAAGGUGUAAAAAUCUAAUGAUCGCAUAUAUAUUAUUUUAGUUAUUUUUCUUUAUUCCUCAUUUCUCUAUUAUUGCCGUAGGCCUUGGCUGUUAUCAUCAUUAGUCAAGGUAAGAUCAGUGCUUUUAGUUAUAUUAGCUGCUGAAUGAAAAGUGAUCUUCUUAAGGCUUUCCUCUGCCGUUGCUAUAGCUGCUGUAAAAUGAGGCUUUCUUUUGGGGCAUGGGUGGCACAGUGGUAAAGGCUUUGGGUUACUGCUCACUUUAAAUCCCAGCAUUACCAGAAAACCACUGUUCAGCCCUUGAGUAUGUCCCCAAACCCUCAAAUGCUCAGCGGAGUUGCAUUUGUUUGAAAUGUUUUUGUCAAAUGACUAAAUGUACCUUGGCAAAGGCUCCAUCUGGCACCUCAAUACUGUGGACACUUCUGUAAUGAAAGUGUCACUGCACUCAUCUGUAUUGCUUCAAUAUAAAGCUCUAGCAGUGUCCUGGCAGGGAAGCUUGUACAAUGUUUUUCCCACCAGGGGUUUGUGCCUUCUACUGCAUCAGGUGUUCUGGCUUUAAAGAAAAAAAAGAAAAAAAAGCCCACAUGUUCAUAGGCAAAGGGGAAACUUCAGAUUUUUGUAUUGAUGUUUGCUUUUUAGUUUUUUAUUUUCCAUUUUAUUAUAGACACUACAAAAUGAUGACAUCAUUGUGUUGUUGAUUAACUGUGUCGAAAAAAAAAUCUAUAUAAACAAUAUUGUUUCUUCUCUCACAUUUAAUACUGCUUCUUCAGAAACAAAAACAAUCAACAUUAGAUUUGUGGGAUUAUGAGCACACAUACAAUUGCUUACAAUGAACAAUUAGUGUAAAUAGAACUUUCUCUCGAUUUGUUUGAGUACAUCUUCAGUAAGCGUUUCAUCUUGGUCAGAGUCAUGGCGGGAUCCAGCACCACUCCGUGGAUGGGACUCCAGUUUAUCACAGAAAAUCAUGUACACACAGUCUCACACUCAUUCAUUCCUAGUCUUACAAAUCUGCAGUCACCACCACCAUCUUUUUUGGGAUGAGGGAAACUAUAGGAUGGGGAGGAAACUCCACACACACAUUGGCAGACGAUGCACAAAAACUGUAAUGCACAUGCAGUCACCUGAGCUCAGGACUGGACUGGGGAUCCUUGGUUGCAUUACCGUGUUGUCUACAUGUUAAAAUGUUAAUAAAAAAUCCACUUAUCUGCAGGUCACUUGUUGAAUCACUCUUGUGCUUAUUUAAAAAUUAUCCUUACUACUGGAACUCAGAACUCCAGCAAAUAUGAGCUCAAGAUUUUCUUUCUUUCUUUUUUUUUUUUUGUGAGAAUGUGCCAUUUUCUCUAACACAGGGCAUCUCCUGUUCUGUGCUACAACAUAUACAGUCCUAUUAUAGACAAAUGCUAGUUGACUAUGAAUUGUGAGAAUUAGCUUAAAGUAAUUGCCUGAAAAUGUUUUCUGAUCUCAUUUUCUUUUCUUAACACCUUGAUAUUGUUUAGAUAUGUGUCUUUUUGAAACCUUGCGACUUGUACUUCUAAAUCCUACUUAGUCUUGAAAGCUUAUGUGUACUUGCAGUAGCAUAUCCUGGUAUUAAUUGAGUGCACCGAUAAGGCUGGAGACAUUUCAUGUCUUAUUGGAAUGGCAAUGAAUUCGGAGAAUGAAUGUGUGUUGAAACCAAAUCCAUUUUGGCUGUCGGUCUUCUUUUCAUGCUUAUUUAUGUUGAAGCAUUUUAAUAAUACAUAUUUCUGUUCUUUGUGAAAUAAAAAUUUACGAAAUCAA